Messenger RNA from Amphimedon queenslandica, 1130 nucleotides. Its product is annotated as dynein heavy chain 1, axonemal-like. The annotation marks the transcript as partial. Lineage: Eukaryota; Metazoa; Porifera; Demospongiae; Haplosclerida; Niphatidae. The transcript is spliced from 5 exons. Gene Ontology annotation, molecular function: dynein intermediate chain binding; dynein light intermediate chain binding. Gene Ontology annotation, biological process: microtubule-based movement. The record is from RefSeq and is a predicted model, not a curated record. Gene Ontology annotation, cellular component: dynein complex.
UGCCUAGUUUACUAAAGUUAUGGUACCACGAGUGUUGCAGGGUAUUUCAGGAUCGUCUUGUUAACAAUGAGGACAGGACUUGGUUUGAGACCAUGGUCAGAUCAAAGAUGUCUGACUUCAGCGUCGAUCCCAAAGAAGUGCUCAGCAACGACACCAUAUUGUAUGGGGACUUUAUGAACCCUAAUGCCGACCCUAAAAUAUAUGAGGAAAUUAACGAUGUUUCAAAAGCCACUCGUAUUAUGGAGGAGUUUCUUGACGAUUACAAUCAGGUGAACACUGCUCAGAUGAAACUGGUUCUGUUUCUUGACGCAAUCAAACACGUCACCAGAAUAUCACGUAUCAUACGUCAGCCUUUGGGUAAUGCCCUUUUACUCGGAGUCGGGGGGAGUGGCCGCCAGAGUCUAACCAGACUGUCGGCUCACAUGGCUGAGUAUGAGUGUUUCCAGAUUGAGUUGUCCAAGAACUAUGGCAUUGCUGAAUGGAGGGAGGACAUUAAGAACUGUAUGAAGAAGGCUGGCCUUGAGAAUAUACCAGUUGUAUUCCUCUUCAGUGACACUCAAAUCAAAAGUGAAUCAUUUCUUGAAGAUAUCAACAAUAUUCUUAACUCUGGUGACGUUCCUAACAUAUAUCCAUUUGAGGAUCUUGAUGCUAUAUAUUACGGGAUGAAACCAGUAGUCCUUGAUGCUGGUUUGCAACCAACAAAGACCAACCUCUUCUCUGCCUACACCAAGAGAGUCAGGAACAACAUUCACAUUGUUAUAUGCAUGAGUCCUAUUGGUGAGGUAUUCAGGUCAAGACUAAGACAGUUCCCUUCGUUAGUGAAUUGUUGUACUAUCGACUGGUUUAGUGAAUGGCCUGAUGAGGCUCUUCAUUCAGUCGCUAAAAACUUUUUAAAUGAAAUAACAGAGAUUGAGGACCCUGCAAUCAUUGAUGGUUUGGUUAAAUCUUGUGUUGCCAUUCAUCAGUCUGUGGCUAAGAAAUCUAUACAAUUCCUGGCAGAGCUUUCGCGUCACAAUUAUGUGACACCGACGAGUUACCUUGAACUGUUGGGUACAUUCAGUAAACUGUUAAGAAUGAAAAUUAAUGAAGUUAGUUCACAAAGGAAUAGAACAAAAACUGGACUGGAUAAG